Molecule: messenger RNA, 1047 nt
Organism: Plasmodium malariae
Lineage: Eukaryota; Apicomplexa; Aconoidasida; Haemosporida; Plasmodiidae
Product: conserved Plasmodium protein, unknown function
Exons: 1
Coding region: 1-1047 (348 amino acids)
Source: RefSeq, a predicted model, not a curated record
AUGAUGAAUAUAUUUAAGCGUAAAAAUUAUAAGGAAAACGGUGCUUAUCCUUCUGAGAGUUCGAAAAGAGAUGAAGAGGAAAAAAAAAAAAAAAAAAAAAGUAGAAUAAAAGAUUUAUUUAAGUAUAUAAAGUACAUAUUAGCUAAUAAAGUUAAAACAAAAUAUAAGUAUUCCUUUUUUGUUGGAUUAUUUAUUACUUUUUUAAUUUUUAGCGGUUUUUUUCAGUUUCUUCUCGAAUUUUUUCACACUCACUUUUACAAUAUAAAAUAUAUUGACGUGUCAGACACAGAAAAAUUAAAAGAAAUAUUUUUUAGUAACAAACCUUAUUUAGUAUAUUGUAAAAAUGAUAAGCAAGAAAAUAUACACUCAGUUAUUAACUCAAACAUAUCAAAUUUUCCAAGCAUUUUGAAUAUAGCUAUUAUUAAUUGUAAAAGCAAAUUACCAAGUAACCAAAAUGUGUAUGAACGUUUUAAGUUAAGUGAAAGAACUCAAGCUUUUAUUAUUUGUUAUGGUAGAAAACCUAAACCAAUUACUUUGGAUUUAUUAAAUAGUAAAAAAAAAUUCAUAACAUUUGUACGUGAUGCAUUAGUAUUUUCAGUUCCAUUUUUUAGUAAAUUUCCUCAGUUCCAGACAAAAUGUUUAAAUAAAAAUAAAAAAUGUGUACUAUUUAUUAGUAGAAAUCAUAUGACUAACAGAAGUAAUAAAUAUAAUUACAUUAAUGAUAUUUUUGUUAAUAAUAAAUAUUUUGAUAUUAACCCAAUGAUCAUUGACCACAAGAAAUUUUUAUUGAAGUUAAAUGAUGAAAUUUUUACAUCUUACAACAAAAAUAGAGAUAUUCAUGUUUUUUGCCUUUUCAAUCAUACUGAGGGACAGACUAGUGAAUACUAUGGUUAUUUUUAUAAAGAAAAUUUUGAUGAUUUUAAGAAAUUGUCAUCUUUUGUUUCAGGGUGUAUAAAAGCGGACAACAAAAGUAGUGAAGUCAUAAAGCUUUCAAGCGUUCCUCAAAUAAAGUAUAGAACAAGUAAAAAAAAAAAUAACAAAAGAUAA